This is a messenger RNA of Magnolia sinica, 1190 nucleotides long. RefSeq names its product probable serine/threonine-protein kinase PBL10. Lineage: Eukaryota; Viridiplantae; Streptophyta; Magnoliopsida; Magnoliales; Magnoliaceae. The transcript has 3 exons. Gene Ontology annotation, molecular function: ATP binding. The record is from RefSeq and is a predicted model, not a curated record. Bases 459 to 896 code for a protein of 145 amino acids.
UUUUUUUAUUUUUUAUUUUUUCUGAACAUUGCAAUUUCCAGCGAUUCCAAUACAGUUUGUGAAUUUAUUGUGCAUUCAAAAUGGAUUUUUUGAAAAUUUCCAAAUUUGACAUGGUCAGAGCUUUCUACUUUGAAAGUGAGGAUCACUUAUUGCCUCUCUCAGAUCAACUGAAAAUUGUUUAUUCUAUUUCUGACCUUGCAAUGUGUGAAAGAAUUUCUACAACUUGAUUUAUUUGUUUCUUAUAUCAAAUUUACAUUGAUUUAUUCUUGGAAGGUCAUUGAUCUUGUUAUGCAUUGUCGUGGAUUACAAGUUGUGAUGUGUCAAUGUUGGCUUGAGUUCUCUUUUCAAUAUAUUUUACAGGAAUCUGUGGAUUUGAUUUUCUUUUUGUGAAGUUUAUUCUACAAAGUGUGGCCUUUUUUAACUCAUUGUUACUGAAGUUGAGAUUUUGAUCAUGCUUUAUGCUUAUGUUCUUGGUUUGUGUAGGGGUCAAUUUGAAGUAUGUUAGCAGAGAUGGAAAUGAUCUAAGUGGUUCAAGUAGUAAGGUUUCAGAAACAUCCGUGCCUAUGACUCCUCAAACAGAAGGUGAGAUCGUGCAGUCGUCCAAUGUGAAGAGCUUUUCAUUUUCCAAACUUAAAAGUGCCACCAGAAAAUUCUGCCCUGACAGUGUGUUGGGAGAAGGUGGCUUCGGUUUAGUUUUCAAGGGUUGGAUUGAUGAGCAUACAUUUGCUGCAACAAAAUCUGGCACUGGCGUGGUUAUCGUUGUGAAGAGGAUCAACCAGGAAGGUUACCAGGGUCACAAGGAAUGGUUGGGAAUCUUUUGGAGAAUUGAAUUCCAUCGUGGGGAGCAAAAGCUAAUGAUUCCUUUUUGCCCAAGUACCCCACUGGAGUGGGUGUAGAAGAACGAGCUCGGAUUGCUGAGGCAAGGUCGAUAGUUGCCGAGCUAAGGUAUUGGAAGUGCUUGAUCACGCCCUAACUGCUACUCAAAUCAGGUCUUGAUUUGUUUUUGACUAGUAUAUCUUUCUAGGGGUUCAACUGUAGGUUUCUUUUUCGCUUAUGUGUUUGCUGACCUUUAUUUCUUGUCGUGUCGAGAUGCCUGAGUAGAACAAGUCUAAGUAGAGGGCUUCGUCUGUGGCCGAGCUAGCCUAGAAGAAGCUGAGGCACAUUUUAAAGAAGAAGGCGGUGGCUGACUC